Molecule: messenger RNA, 1532 nt
Organism: Lampris incognitus (smalleye Pacific opah)
Lineage: Eukaryota; Metazoa; Chordata; Actinopteri; Lampriformes; Lampridae
Product: amyloid beta A4 precursor protein-binding family B member 1-interacting protein
Exons: 2
Coding region: 234-917 (227 amino acids)
Source: RefSeq, a predicted model, not a curated record
GCCAGACCACCAGACCGCCAAGGCAUCAGAGGCGAGAACGUCUGAAGGCGCCGUCCCAGCCUCGCCAUUACUCUACACAACCCGGGACAUCUUUUCACAUCUGGCAGGCAUCCAUCCUCCCAACCUCCGGGACCAGGAUCAAACCUGUCCGCAAUGCGGCUUAGUCAACGGGUCCCAAGUAAAGACCAGUCAAACCUUCCCUUGCCUGACCCCACGACCAACACCCAGUCCUAAUGGACACCAUCCGGCCUGUCCAGGCCCACAGCAUCAUCAGUCCUAAGAGAGGGAUGGAAGGUUCACUCCAGCUGCAGACACCACGUCCCCCUAAGGCCUGCGGCUCCCCUGGUCCUGGGAAACCAUGUUGGGACGUGGAUUUGCGGGUGACUGUGCUUCUGGUGGCUGUGGCAGGAGCUGUGAUUCUGCUGCUCUUGUACAAACUCCUCCAGAUGAGACACAGGCUGAGGGUGGCCAGGGCGGGGCAGGCUCUGAGGUACUACAGCUUCUACCAUGCCGCCACCUACACCCUCAGAGAUCCCCAGGUGGCGCCUGCCAAGAACGGAAACAUCUCUGAGGUCAACCCCGUGGUCCAGAUUGUUACUACGGCGACACCACCCACCAACCACCCACCGCCGCCGCCCCCGUCGGCGUCCCCUCCGCACCCACCGCCUCUACCCUCUCCUCCUGUGCCCCCUCCGCCUCCCCUCAUCCCUCCACCCCCACUGCCUCCAACUCCACCUCUCUUGACUCUCCCUCUCCCACUGCCCGUCAUCCACAACACCCCGCCCAGCCCUCACCUGUCGUGGGGCGCCAGCUCGGAUGUGGAGGUGUACUCCCGGAUCGGCGCCUUCAGGCCCUCCAGACUGUCCAGCCUGUCCAGCCAAACACAGGUCAUCCUGUUUGAGCACUCGUCACUUUGACCUGCCAAACUGGACAUCACCGAGACAAAGAACAUCAGUGAAAGUCGCCCGGGUUGGAAGUUAAAAGACAACAACACACACACACACACACACACACACACACACACACACACACACACACACACACACACACACACUGAAAAACACCACAAAAUACAUGUAAUGGUCGUAGUGUUGUGACGGAAACAACGAGUUUCCUGUUUCGCAUUGCUGGCUCGUUUUAAGAGAGGAAAUCAUGUCCCAGAGUUUUUCCUGCAUCAUGUCUCACAUGAGCCGGACCUCGAGUACCGUUAUCAUGUUUCACCCCAGGGGUUCGAAUCCCCGUGUUGCCUCCGGCUGGGUCCCUACACACACAAUUGGCCGUGUCUGCGGCCUCUGUCACACCAGCCACCUGCAUGUCCUCCCUCACCACCUCCAUAAACCUCCUCUUUGGCCUUCCUCUUCUCCUCUUCCCUGGCAGCUCCAUAUUCAGCAUCCUUCUCCCAGUAUACCCAGCAUCUCUCCUCCACACAUGUCCACACCAUCUCCAUCUUGUCUCUCUUGCUUUGUCUCCAAACCGUCCAACCUGAGCUGUCCCUCUAAUAGACUCCUUCCUAAUCCUGUCCUUCUUCAUCA